Molecule: messenger RNA, 1782 nt
Organism: Caenorhabditis sp. 36 PRJEB53466
Lineage: Eukaryota; Metazoa; Nematoda; Chromadorea; Rhabditida; Rhabditidae
Source: the annotation of a GenBank genome assembly
AUGUCGAGUACGCACUUUCCGCUCUCGAAUCUAUACACGCACAUUUUCAGGUAUGGCUCAAUCGCUGCGUUCGCAAUUCGCCACCGACAAGUCGGUCCUUCAAAAGUUUUUGAAUUUGGACCAGAAGGGCAGAUAUCAGGCGCUCUACAUCUGGAUCGACGGAUCCGGCGAGAACCUUCGCGCCAAGACCAGAACCUUUGACUUUGAGCCGACCGAUCCGGAGAGUGAGUCGGCUGUCGCAGCCCGUCAAUCCCGUAAUCAAUCGCAUCGCACAUUUCAGAGCUCCCAAUCUGGAACUUUGACGGAUCGUCGACCGGCCAGGCCGAGGGCGCCGACUCGGAUGUGUACCUGAAGCCGGUCGCCAUCUAUCCGGACCCGUUCAGGCAGGGCAAGAACAAGUUGGUGAUGUGCGAGACGUACGAUAACAAGAAGAAACCGACCGGUAAGAGUUGAUGAUGAUCGUUUGAUGUGGGAAGGAAUGAAGACACGUGAAUGAGAGAGGAUAUUGGUGGCGAGUCAGGUGUCCUCCAGAUUUUUAUUUGUUAUUUGUUUACACUGAAACAGUAGGCUAGUUGCACGAUACUGGUCUUGUGUUUUGGGUAACUAAUGAUUUCGGCGGAUGCAGUGUAAACUAGACACUUCGGCAUCAGAAUUUCGUGCGCUUUCUGCUCGCCACCCGCGUACUCUGACUCCUAGUGCUCCGACUAAUCGGACCACCGUUUGCUCUUCUCUUCCCUCCCUCCCCCGUACACUGACUCGCAAUAGGGGGCUGAUGAUAAAAUGGCUAUAAUCGGUUGGGUCAACAUUGGGGGUUGAGAGAAGAUAAUGAAAUGGAAUGAACUUGCGCUCAUUUGCAGCCACCAACAACCGUCAACGAUGCAUCCAGGUGAUGGAGAAGGCCGCCGACCAGCAUCCGUGGUUCGGAAUGGAGCAGGAGUACACGCUCCUCGACAUUGACGGACAUCCGUUCGGAUGGCCGAAGAACGGAUUCCCAGGACCGCAGGGACCGUACUACUGCGGCGUCGGCGCCAACAAGGUCUACGGCCGCGACAUUGUCGAGGCGCACUACCGCGCGUGUCUCUACGCCGGCAUCAACAUCUCCGGCACGAACGCCGAGGUGAUGCCCGGUCAGUGGGAGUUCCAGGUGGGACCGUGCGAGGGAAUCGAGAUGGGAGACCAGCUCUGGGUCGCCCGUUAUCUGCUUCAACGCGUCGCCGAAGAGUUCGGAGUGAUCGCCUCGUUCGAUUGCAAACCGAUCAAGGGAGACUGGAACGGCGCCGGAUGCCACACCAACUUCUCCACCGAGAAGAUGAGAAACCCGGGAGGCAUCAAGUGAGUUGGCUCGCCGAUAUAAAGGGCUUGGUUCAUUUUUACGGUUUUCGUGGUAAACUUGUAGUAUUUUGGGACUUUCUUUGUGCCACACCGUGAAUUUGCAGCGAGAUCACGUCGGCCAUCAACAAGCUCUCGCUGGUGCACCCGCAACACAUCGCCUAUUACGAUCCGCACGGAGGAAAGGACAACGAACGUCGUCUGACGGGACUCCACGAGACCGCCUCGAUCAAUCAGUUCUCGUACGGAGUGGCGUCGCGCGCCUCGUCGAUCCGCAUCCCGCGCUCCACCGACGACGACGGCUACGGCUACUUCGAGGACCGUCGUCCGUCGUCCAACUGCGAUCCGUACACCGUCACUGGCGCCAUCGUGAGAACCGUGUGUUUGGAGGGCGCCGAGCGCAAGCUCUCGAUGAUGUACGUGCCGAGCCAGGCGCCAAACAUUAAGCAUUAG